AUGAAGGCUCUACUUGGGUCUCAAGAUCUUUGGGAUCUAGUAGAAGAAGGCUAUCAAGAGCCAAGAGAAAGAGAAGCUCUCACCAAUCAACAAAGAGAGUCUCAAAAGAGGGAUAAGAAAGCCUUAUAUUUCAUCUAUCAAUCUACAGAUGAGUCAGCCUUUGAGAAGAUCGCGGUGGCAACCACUUUAAAGCAAGCAUGGGAGAUUCUUCAAAAUUCUUAUAAAGGAGUAGAGAAGGUGAAGAAAGUUCGCCUUCAAACUCUUCGAGAUGAAUUUGAAGCCCUACAAAUGAAGGAAUCCGAAUAUGUUUCGGAUUAUUUCACAAGAGUCUUAGCCGUUGUUGAUCAAUUGAGGAGAAAUGGCGAAACUAUGGAUGACACCAGAGUAAUAGAGAAAAUUCUGUACUUAUUGGAUGUCAAAUUUGACUAUAUUGUGGUUGCCAUCGAGGAGUCAAAGGAUUUGGAAGAGAUGACUAUAGACGAGCUUAUGGGUUCCCUACAAGCUCAUGAAGAAAGAUUCAAUAAGAGGAGGCAAGAGCCCUUGGAGCAAGUUCUUCAAUCCAAGGUUUCUUUGAAGAAGAACAAAGAAGACUCCAAGAAUGAAAGGAGUCAAAGAGUUGAAGAGAAGGCUCGUUAUGCAAAGAAGAAAGAAGAAGAUGGUGAUGAAGUCUUAUUGCUUGCUUGCAAAGAAGAUGACACCGAUGAGCAAAAUAUGUGGUUCUUGGACACCAGUGCAAGUAAUCACAUGUGCCGCUAUAAGAACAUGUUCAUGGGGUUCGAUGAAUCGGUGAAUGGACAUAUGUCUUUUGGUGACUCCUCCAAAGUAGACGUGAAGGACAAAGACCAAAGAAGAAUGAAGCUUGAAGAUAAGAGUAAAAAGUUUAUCUUUAUCAGGUAUGAUGCUCGAUCUAAAACUUAUAAACUCUUUAAUCCAAAAACUAAAAAGAUUCAUAUUAGUAGAGAUGUGGAGUUUCAUGAAGAUGGUAUGUGGAGUUGGCAAUCAAACAAAGAGCUAUUUUAUGAAGAGAAGGAAGAAGAAGAAAAAGAAUCAAAGGUACAUUUUGAAGUUUCUUCACCACCUUCAUCUUCACAUUCUAGAGUAUCACCUCUUUUGGAUGAUAGUCCAUUGCAAAGGAAGACAAGGAGUUUGCAAGAGCUAUAUGAGGUAACAAAUGAACUUAAUCUCGUUUGUCUUUUGGCUAACAAUGAAAAUAUUUCUUUUGAAGAUGCAAUACAAGAUAAGAUUUGGAAAGUCGCUAUGGAUGAGGAGAUCAAAGCAAUAGAGAAAAAUGAUAUUUGGGAACUUACUACUCUCCUCGAAGGCCAUAAAUCCAUAGAUGUUAAAUGA
Elaeis guineensis (African oil palm) is the source of this 1347-nucleotide messenger RNA. The record is from RefSeq and is a predicted model, not a curated record. Lineage: Eukaryota; Viridiplantae; Streptophyta; Magnoliopsida; Arecales; Arecaceae.